Molecule: messenger RNA, 1084 nt
Organism: Neltuma alba
Lineage: Eukaryota; Viridiplantae; Streptophyta; Magnoliopsida; Fabales; Fabaceae
Product: late embryogenesis abundant protein At1g64065-like
Exons: 1
Coding region: 254-916 (220 amino acids)
Source: RefSeq, a predicted model, not a curated record
GACAAUACAGAAGAUUGCUGGCCACAUAGUACUACUAUAUUGCAAUGAAGGUCAAGCCUUCGCAUUUACACGGUAACGUGUCUGAGGAGUUAACACCAAACAAGGGCCGACUUCGUCAUUUGUCAAGUCAAGAGGGAGAGGUUAAACACUAAGUUCCAUCCUAUUCUUGUCCAGUCGGGUAAGCUUCAUCUAUAAUAUCAGAUCACUGGUUCAAAGUUUUGCCCUGGAAGUGGUAGUUUCAAGCUAAGCAAUCAUGGCUGGCAGCAGAGAGCAGGUCAAACCCUUAACGCCACUAUCGUUCACUAACUCUAGCAGCGACGAGCAUCAAGCCAUUUUUAUCAACGACGAUCGCCUCAUCAAGUCUCGAAGACGAAGGUACGUCCAGUGCUGUGGAUGCGCCACAGCCAUCGUGCUGGUCAUAGUCGUCACCUUCUUAAUAUUUAGUUUCACUGUGUAUAACGUUAAAGAGCCCCGGCUGAGUCUGAACGGUGUAACUGUUUUGAAUUCCACUCGAAGUAACGAUGCCAACAUGACUCUGAUAGCUGAUGUCUCAGUCAAGAAUCCCAACGUCUUCACCUUCAGGUUUGGCAGCAGCACCACCACACUUUACUAUAACGGCACUGGGAUUGGAGAAGGGAGGACGCCGCCGGGCAAGGCCUUGGGUAGAAAGACGAUGAGGCUGAACGUCACCGUGGAGAUCGUGACAGAGAAGCUCAUGGAGAACCCAAGCCUGAGGAGCGGUUUGAUCAGAGAAAAGGCUCUAAAUAUUAGCAGUUAUACCAAAGUAGGUGGCAACGUUAAAGUGCUGAAUCUUAUUAAAAGGAAGGUUGAGGUGAGUAUGAACUGUACUGUGGUAUAUAACAAAACCAGCGGGUCAACUCAUGCUGAGGCUUGCUUCACCAGCAUUGGUUUCUAGGCUUUCACUGUUUAAGGGUUAUUGUUUGAGAAAAAAGAUGUAUUAUGUCCCCUGUUCUCUCUAUGGGACCCAUGUCUCUGGCUCUGGGGUGGGUCUGAUCAGCUAAGAUAGACCAAAAAGAAAAGACCUUCUUUGUUUAAUAAUCAAGAAAGAAUGUAAAUUAUUUGU